CUUGAAAUCGAUCAUCUGUCAAUUAUAUUUUCUUCACGAUGACAGCGGCUUUGAAAAAAACCAAAAAGCCUCUAAUAAAAUGGACUCGAACACAGCAGAACAGAAGACCAGAUUAUAUCAAGUCGUCAGUCUUCACAGAACGAGGUGAAAUAGGCUUCACGCCUUCUUAUGAUCAUGGUCGUCCCAACUUGGGUUGUUUACUUAACUAUGAAUAUCGGAGGAUGUGGUUUGCUGAAAGAGACCAAUAUCAGAAAGACACCUACACCAAACAAGAUAAAAAGUCCGAUUCUUUUGUUAAACGUCGUUAUGUCCAACGGUACACGAGACAUACAGAAAAGAAGAAGAUACUUCCAAUUAUGAGGAUGAAACAGUUUGAGGAUGUGCCUGCUCAAGAGUCUACCGCUAGAGAAGGAGUCAAAUUGAAGGGUGCCACCAAAGCUUUUACUUACGUCCAACAAGCCGAAGAAGAGAAAGCUCAACAGUUUUUGAAGUAUAAACCGGAUUGUAGCCGUUCCAAGAAAAAGACUACGCAAAACGAAGAGUGAAAUUUAUUGACCGAUAUGAGCAUCAAACAUUAUAUGUACUUUGUGAUAUUUUCACAUUAUUUUGACAGAAAUAAAAUCAUCUUAUCGUA
Molecule: messenger RNA, 634 nt
Organism: Harmonia axyridis
Lineage: Eukaryota; Metazoa; Arthropoda; Insecta; Coleoptera; Coccinellidae
Exons: 3
Coding region: 39-545 (168 amino acids)
Source: RefSeq, a predicted model, not a curated record